UCAAACACGCGAGUGCAUCCUCAAAACACAGCAAUCAACAUGUUCAAACUCUUCACAAUCAUUUGCCUUGUUGCGUUGGUGCAAGGUGCACACAUCAAACAGUCGGCGAUAAAGCACAAAACGCGCCAGGCAAGCUACCAGCUCGAGGAAGUCGAUGCGGGCAAGGAGCUGAUCGAAGAGUCGCAGGACUACUACGCCUAUCCGAAGUAUCAGUUCGAGUACGGUGUCAAGGAUCCGCUGACGGGCGAUCACAAGAGCCAGUGGGAAAUGCGAGACGGUGACAUCGUGAAGGGAUCGUACACGCUGGAUGAACCGGACGGUACACAGCGCAUCGUCGAGUAUCGGGCGGACGAUCGGAAUGGGUUCGAAGCGAUCGUGAAAAAGAUCGGCAAACCAAAGCAUCCGGAGGAGUUGGGCAAGCAGCUGGCGGUAAAGCAGGCAGCAGACACCCACCAUAUCGUCGGGCAGAGUUACAGCAAGCUGAAGAAGUUCAGCUGAUUCGAAAGACCUAGACCCUUUUGACUUCGUGAUGUUGUCAUAAUGGAAUUUACAUAGAAAAAUAAACCCGGUUCGAGCGGAUUCCGCUUCAAUA
Molecule: messenger RNA, 592 nt
Organism: Anopheles merus
Lineage: Eukaryota; Metazoa; Arthropoda; Insecta; Diptera; Culicidae
Product: larval cuticle protein A2B-like
Exons: 2
Coding region: 40-498 (152 amino acids)
Cellular component (GO): extracellular matrix
Source: RefSeq, a predicted model, not a curated record